AAACUUUCAACCUUUUGCUACUAACACGCACUUGACGGAAUCUUGUUAUUGAGCUUGAAUUCAAGUUUGAAACCAACAUUUCCGUAGAACUUUGAGCGCUGUAUCUUGAUUAACGUAUCGACGCUUUGGCAGAGCUUUGAUAGAUCUGGCUUACCUCUGCUCUGAAUGACCGCAUGCCUUCAGUAUCUUGUCCAAUAUGUCUACAACCUGUUUUGGAGGAGAACAUCAAUAAACAUCUAGACAGUGGCUGUAGUAUUCAUGUGGCGCCUCAAGGGGAAUCCUCCUCUCAACCCAAAAACAUGGCACCCAAGAAGUUGGCGCCGAUAUUCAGCAAGACCCGUGACAAGCACACCAGCGCUCUGGCUGAUGGCCCUUCAGUACCUCCAUCGAUGACCCAAGACACGCCCACUACCUCCAAGAAACGAAAGUUUGAGAUGCCAUCACUAUCGGGUAAACGCUUCAAGGGCAUGUCUUCUAACUUCAAGUCCGCCAUGCCUCUUGCGGAAAGGCUUCGCCCACAAUGCCUGGACGAAUUUUUCGGGCAGAAGCACUUAAUUGGCCCCGACUCUAUUCUGAUGAGUAUGCUAGACAGUGGUAUUAUUGGCAGUCUCAUAUUAUGGGGACCACCUGGCUGCGGAAAAACCACUUUGGCAAGAUUAUUGGCACGGCACAUGGACUGCAAUUUCAGAGAGCUAAGCGCGACUUCUUCUGGUACGAACGAUGUCCGCGCAGUGUUCGAAGAGGCUAAAGCAACUCUCUCAUUGACUGGAAGAAAAACAAUACUGUUCUUGGAUGAGGUACAUCGUUUCAGCAAGGCGCAACAGGAUGUCUUCCUUCCAUGUAUUGAGCAGGGCCAAAUACAGAAGAUGAUUGGAGCGACGACUGAGAAUCCGUCAUUCAGGCUGACAGGUGCCUUGCUGAGUCGUUGUAGAGUGUUAGUACUUGAGCGCUUGACAAACGAUGAUAUCCGGAGUAUUAUCACUAGUGCUGUGGAGCGAGUCUUGACAUCCGUCCCCCGUGAACAACCAGAAGCUAAUCCACUAGUGGGUACAGAACCCAUGGCAUCGCAAAAUGUGCUGUCUCGGUCUCAACCUCAGUCUCAGUCCUCGCAGGCGCCUAUCAGUUGCGAUGGUCCAUUUCAGCCGUACGCCCAACUCACAGACCGCGUCAUGUCUUCCAUUGUAUCUCUUUCUACGGGAGAUGCACGGACUGCGUUGUCUUUGCUAGAACUCGUUCUGGCUUCUAAACCUGAUAGAGAUGAACAUACCCUUCUCGUAUCAUUACGCCAAAGUGUCUCUACUUCUUACGAUCGAGUAGGGGAGAGCCACUACGACAUGAUUUCAGCGCUCCACAAGAGCAUCCGCGGUAGCCACGGUAGUGCUGCGAUGUACUGGCUAGCACGGAUGCUGACAGUAGGAGAGGACCCAUUGUAUAUCGCGAGAAGAUUGGUUGUCUGUGCAAGCGAAGAUAUUGGGUUGGCUGAUGCGCAUGCCCUUCCUUUGGCAAUGGCAGCUCUUCAAGCUUGCCAGGUUAUUGGAAUGCCCGAGUGCCGAAUCAACCUAGCGCACUGUGUAGGUUAUCUGUCAGAAGCGCCGAAAUGUACCCGUGCGUACGAGGCAUACAACCGGGCGGAGGUAGCGGCAAAGUUAGACCCGACAAUGCCUGUGCCCAUGGCGGCCCGUAAUGCUCCGACGGCCCUCAUGAAGGAGCUUGGCUAUGCUGAAGGCUAUAAUUAUAACCCAAGCUUUCGGCAUCCCGUGCACAAUGAGUACCUCCCGAUUGCGUUUCGCGGCGAUGAAUUUUUAAAGGAAGUUGGAGACCUGUCUGACAAGGAUUGGAAUGAAAAAGAGUUAUUGCGUUGGGAGCAAGAAGAGAAUGGCGGACGGUUAUGGGAAGGUCGCUCAUCUGCUCAACAGCGUCGUUGAACUCUGUAUCGUUUGGCUGCGGUUGAUCCCUCCCUUAAUAAGUUACUGUGCCAUUGAACAACGAGUCUCUCGGAUCUGCCGUUGCAAAGAAUCACAUGCCUCGUUCACACGUUUCAUGAAAUUCCUCGAUGCACUAGGUGGCAUAUGUGAGCGCGGAUAAUCUUUUUAGUCGUACAUGUACAAUUUAGGGUUAAAUCACAGAGAUAGAAAGGUC
This is a messenger RNA of Suillus subaureus, 2139 nucleotides long. RefSeq lists its product as uncharacterized. The transcript is spliced from 10 exons. Bases 174 to 1925 code for a protein of 583 amino acids. The record is from RefSeq and is a predicted model, not a curated record. NCBI's taxonomy places the organism in Eukaryota, Fungi, Basidiomycota, Agaricomycetes, Boletales, Suillaceae. Gene Ontology annotation, cellular component: nucleus. Gene Ontology annotation, molecular function: single-stranded DNA helicase activity; DNA binding; enzyme activator activity. Gene Ontology annotation, biological process: DNA-templated DNA replication; DNA repair; regulation of DNA repair.